Folsomia candida is the source of this 2579-nucleotide messenger RNA. Its product is annotated as intracellular protein transport protein USO1. Bases 338 to 2341 code for a protein of 667 amino acids. The record is from RefSeq and is a predicted model, not a curated record. The transcript has 5 exons. NCBI's taxonomy places the organism in Eukaryota, Metazoa, Arthropoda, Collembola, Entomobryomorpha, Isotomidae.
AAACGGGUAGAAACAAGCAAAAUUAAAUUAAACUAGUAAAAUUUAGAACACUGCUUUAGCGGAACGAGAGGAUAAAUCCUGCCCGGAAAAGUACUACGUAGUAGAGCAGAGCAGCGUCUCCCUUGCACAACGGCCACUUUUUCUCGCUCCUUGCUCAUUCUGCGUUUUCUCAUCCAGUUGGAACGUUGUGUCCCUGGUUUCGUUCCACUCUGAUUUUUUCCACAAUUCAUAAAAAGUAUCAAAAUUUUCCAUUUCGAAUAAUUGACAUUCACUAUCACGAGUAAGAGUAGGAUUUCAUCACCUCAGGUUGACGAUUAAUUGUUAACGGUUGGUAAACAUGGAUUCAUCUCAGGCUGAAGGCAGUCAAGCGGCCGCCAGUGGGAGUAUCCUUACGAGGCGAACAACAUUCGACUCUGCGUACAAGAACUUGGAGCUGACCGUGAGAGAGUUCUCGAGAGAGAAGUUGAGCCUACAGGAGACUAUAAAAUCACAACAGGAGGAAAUCGUGGCGUUGCAGAGUUCUCUGAACAAGAGGGACAAGGAAAUCCAAGAAGUCGCUGAAGAAAAUCGAGGUUUGAAGCAACAACACGAAGAUGAUGAAACGAAGCGGUGCACAGCUAAUGCAUUGUUGGAAACAAUGAAUGAAAGAGAAGCCGUUAUUUCCAACGCAUUGGAAGAAUUCCACUAUAUAGAAAACAGCAUAAAAUCAAAGUGUGAAGAAAACCAAGAUGAUAUUGAACAGUUGAAGACUCGUAUAUUGCAGUUGAUGGAAAUUGCAGCCACUCAGCAGCAAAACAUCCACUCGAAAUCGCUUAAAACCAUUGCAAGAAUUAAUGCUACAUUUGACGAAGUAAGAGCGGCCCACCAAACUGAGCUGGAUGAACUCAACAACACCGUUCAACGUCAGCACCGCGAGUUACUUCAGACGAUUGAUGAAUUAAAUGCUGCAAUGAAUGAAGCACAAUCGAGUCAUCAAGUCGAGGUAGAUGAACUCAACAACAAAGUGCGACUUCUAGAAAUCAACAAGCAAGAAUCGGAGAGCAAGAAUUCUAUCCUUCUCAAGGAGGUCGACUCGUCUAAAUCCCAGCUUAGCGAGUUAAUUCGGAAGACAGAUGAAUUAAACGCUGCAUUGGACGAAGCAAAAUCGCUUCAUCAAGUUGAGCUAAAUGAACUCAACAAGAAUGUGCAAGAAUCGGAGAGCAAGAAUUCUCUUCUUGUCAAGGAGGUUGACUCGUCUCAAUCCCAGGUUAUCGAGCUACUCCAGAAGAUUGAAGAUUUAGACACUGUAUUGAAUGAAGCAAACUCGCUUCAUCACGUAAAGCUGGAUGAACUCAACAAGAAGAUUGAAGAAUCGGAGAGCAAGAAUUCUCUCCUUCUCAAGGAGGUCGACUCGUCACAAUGCCAGCUUAAAGAGUUACUCGGGAAGAUUGAGGGAUUAAACGCUGCAUUGGAGGAAGCAAAAUCGCUUCAUCAAGUUGAGCUAGAUGAACUUAACAAGAAUGUGCAAGAAUCAGAGAAUAAGAAUUCUCUUCUUGUCAAGGAGGUCGACUCGUCACAAUGCCAGCUUAAAGAGUUACUUGGGAAGAUUGAGGGAUUAAACGCUGCAUUGGAGGAAGCAAAAUCGCUUCAUCAAGUUGAGCUAGAUGAACUUAACAAGAAUGUGCAAGAAUCAGAGAACAAGAAUUCUCUUCUUGUCAAGGAAGUCGACUCGUCACAAUGCCAGCUUAAAGAGUUGCUUCGGAAGAUUGAUGGAUUGCACGCUACUUUGAACGAAGCAAAAUCGUGUCAUCAAGUUGAGGUUGAUGAACUUAUCAAAAAAGUGGAGGAAUCGGAGAGCAAGAAUUGUCGUCUUCUCAAGGAAGUUGACUCGUCUCAAUGCCAGCUUAGCGAGUUGCUUCGUAAGAUUGAAGGAUUAACUGAAAAUCGGGCGUCUCCCUUUCGUUAUUCUUCGUCAAUGGGACUUGGCAGCGUCAAGAACACCCCGUCGGGAAUCUUGCGAACCGGUCGGAAUUCAUCGGCCGAGAAAAAAAGCGUGAAAUGGAACGAACCUUCCAUUCAACAUACAACUGACUACCGGAGAUCUAAAUACCAGGAAGCUGUCAAGGCACUUGCAUCUGUAUCAGAUGAUGAGUCAGAAGAGUCUGCCAGCGAAAAAGAAGAUCCCACUUUUGAACUUCCGAUCAAGCGAGCCCGUCUUUCCGAUAAAGAAUCUUCUUCAUCUCGGUCUUCCUCGUCCACUUCUACCAAUGCAUCUUCUUCAACUAAGGCAGUGGCAUCUGGGAAAGCUGCGACUCCGGUACACUACAAGUUCUUCAAGGACCGUCAACAAGAUCUGUCCUAAACCUCUUGGAUCAUUCUUACUCAUAUAACCAGUUUAAUUUCAAUGGUACCAAAUUAUUCAUGUUACUAAUUUUACAAAAGUAUUCUUUUGAUCGUCCUAAAUUCCUCAAUUCUUGUACUUGGUUCCCAUCUAUCUACAUUACACUUAGGGAUGAAAAAUCUGUGUACUUAUUAUUAUUUCCAUACUGUUGGUUGAAAUUUCAAAAUUUUCUUGUUUGAAUAAAAUUUAUAAACUGGAA